AUGGCGACCGCCGCACAUCCCGAGCCCACCACUUCGCCCUCGACAGAAUACCCAUUCGCGCCAUCCCCCGACAUCCUACGGACCCACCAGAAAGAUGCAUACAUAACAGGACAACUAUCCUCCCAGGCGUCGACGAUCCUCCGCGCAUUACUGGGCGCACGGUUCGCACACAAAUACUCCAACGCGACCAACAACCUCAGCGAGUUGCUCUACCUGUGCAUCACCACCCUGCUCGGCAACCGCACGCUCGGCGAGGAAUACUGCGAUGUGAUCCAGGUCGAGAACGACACGCUGCGACUGGCCGGCCUAGGCAGACGAGUCGGCUAUAUUGCCAGCGUGGUGUUUGCGCCGUGGGUGCUGGGGAAAUCCCUCCCCGCGCUACGACGCCGGCUGCGCCAGAAGCUGGAGUGGAACAUCGAGCAUGCGAAGAAACACCGGCGGUCUUCGAUAACGGCGCGAGGGCUGCGGAUCCAAGAAUACAUCCUCGAGCACUUGGAUACCCUGACGAGUCCAAAUCCGAUCUACGCCUUGAGCCUGGCCACCUUCUACUUCACGGGCGCGUAUUACCACCUCUCGAAACGGCUGUUCGGCCUACGCUACAUCUUCACGAAGCAGAUGAAGCCGGACGAGCAGCGUGUCGGCUACGAAGUGCUGGGCGUGCUCCUUGUCCUCCAGAUGGCCGUGCAAUCCACGCUGCACAUCCGCGCAACAUUCUUUCCCAACACCACCGACGAAUCAACAUCCCCCGAAAACACCAACGGCGAAAAGCCCUCCUCAACAACAGCUCUCGUCGGCCACGGCGUCGAAGUCGCCGUAAAUUCUUCCUUCACAUCCACCGCCGACCAACUGCUCGCCUCGGUCGACAUCCCCAGCCACCUACCACCCGGCCUCGCCGCGAACACAGCGACGCCGAUCCUGCCAGAAGGCACGCCGCGGUAUGACAUCUCUUCUGCAGACGCCAUGGCAUGGAUCCCCGACGGCCAGCAGCGGAAAUGCACACUAUGUCUGGAGCCCUUCCGCGACCCCAGCGCCACCUCGUGCGGCCACGUCUUCUGCUGGACCUGCGUCCAGGACUGGGUCAAGGAGAAGCCCGAGUGUCCGCUGUGCCGGCAGGCCGUGCUACCGCAGAAGAUUCUGCCGCUGCGGUAG
Exophiala aquamarina CBS 119918 is the source of this 1149-nucleotide messenger RNA. RefSeq lists its product as uncharacterized. Gene Ontology annotation, molecular function: zinc ion binding. The transcript has a single exon. The coding region runs from base 1 to 1149 and encodes 382 amino acids. Gene Ontology annotation, cellular component: peroxisomal membrane. Gene Ontology annotation, biological process: protein import into peroxisome matrix. Lineage: Eukaryota; Fungi; Ascomycota; Eurotiomycetes; Chaetothyriales; Herpotrichiellaceae. The record is from RefSeq and is a predicted model, not a curated record.